GAGGUUGUUUACGUCUGUUUUUCCGCUGCACUGAGUCCAUCUUUACGAGUGUGACCUUUUUAGAGAAUCUGUUUCCUGAUCCUCAUCUUUAAGUGGCAUCUACACUUACCAGAAGAUUGUUUAAAGUGUAUAUUUUCUAAUCAGGAAGUAAUUGGACCCGUACGUGUGUUACUCCCAACAUACUGGCUAACAUUUUGGAGCCUGUCGUGUUCACUUCAUAACAGAAGUUCAAGGCUGUGUGAUUAUUUUUGUUCCCUCAGUGUGUUGUUGACACUACAAUUUGCAAGCAGUUUGGAUUUUUGAUCGUCGACUAGAGGGUUAUUACGUGGACAAGAUACAGUAAUGAACAUCGGAGAUUCUACUGGCUGGUCAAGUUGACGUGUGAAAAAUGCACUGGGAAUGGUUUCUGCAUGUAUGCCGAACAACGCAUUUGGCCAUUCAUUGAUAAACCCCGCCAUGGCGAAGUAAAUUCCUCCAACGCUUGGCUUUGCUCUGUCUUCAUAUUAUUGUUUUGACGAAUAACUGAUCGACUCGGUAUGACCUUCCAAAAGAAAAACGUCUUUUGUCUUUGCACACUGAACAUUUGUUUGAUUCUGUUCAUAGUGUCUGAAGUCGUAGGGAGUAAAACCCAAUCGACAAACUCACUCACUAAAGGCGUGGGGGAGACAGCGGAGAAGGACGGAGUGUGUGCCUCAAUCGAUGUUCGGAACAAAGUGAAAAAUUUAGAAUUACUGGAAAACUGCACAGUAAUUGAAGGCCAGUUGCACAUUCUUCUGAUUGACCAAGCCACCCACCUAGAUUAUGAAAAAUACAGCUUCCCAAAACUUGUGGAAAUUACGGAUCAUUUAUUGUUGUAUAGAGUUUAUGGAUUGCGUACCUUGCGGACUCUUUUUCCCAACCUGGCUGUGAUUAGGGGACAGAAUCUCUUCAACAAUUAUGCUUUGAUUGCUUAUGAAAUGCAAGAUUUAGAAACUCUAGGUUUGAUUGGCUUGACAACCAUCAUGCGUGGAGCAGUGCGAUUGCAAAAAAAUACAAAAUUGUGUUAUAUCGAUACAAUUGAUUGGUCAAGAAUUGCCACCUCAGUGGAUGUACAAUAUCACUACUUUGAGGAGAACAAAGAUGAACAGGAGUGUGUUAAUGUGUGUCCUGAAGGGUGCCAUGAAAACAGGUGCUGGACAUCAGAAUUUUGUCAGAAAAAUCUAAAAUGUCCAUGCACAAGCAGGUAUGGAGCUGGUUUCUGCAAUGAAGUCACUGGUGCAUGCUGUCAUGAGUACUGUGUUGGAGGAUGCAGAGGGCCGGCAAUGAAUCAAUGUAUCUCCUGUCGGAAUGUUACUUACAAUGGACAUUGUCAGCCUGCCUGUCCAGCAGAGACUUAUAUGUUUAUGAACAGGAGAUGCUUGCUUGACAGAGAAUGCAUUAACAUCAGUAGGAAGGCAGUGGCGGACCACUGGAAGAUUAUUCGCCAUGAAAACACCAAUACACCAUCCCCUGGUCUUUGUGUGGAAGAGUGCCCAAAUGGUUACAGUGUUGAUGAAAAAGAUGCAACCUUGUGCAAGAAAUGUGAAGACUACUGCCCUAAAGAGUGCUUGGGAAAGACUGUGGACAGCAUUGAGUCAGCUCAAAAACUGAAAGGCUGCACAAAGAUCAAGGGUCCUCUUGAGAUUCAAAUCAUGGGUGGAAGUAAUAUUGGGCAUGAGCUUGAAGCUAGUUUGGGACAGAUUCAGGAGGUCACCGAGUACAUCAAGAUCGUCCGUUCAUAUGCUCUGUUGUCUUUAGGAUUCUUCAAGAAUCUGCGAGUUAUUCAUGGAGACAAGAAGCAGUAUACCCACUACAGUCUUCUUAUAAUGGACAAUGCAAAUCUUCAAGAAUUAUUCCCAAAAGAAGUGUCUUCAAAUAUUUCCAUCAAAGCUGGUGAUGUUGCAUUCCACUUCAAUCGAAAACUGUGCUACCACAAAAUUACAGAUUUCCUCACGAAGAUUAAUGUCAAGUAUACAGACAGUGAUGUUAGUCCCCUUACGAAUGGAGAUCAAAUUCCUUGUUCUGUGAAAAAGAUGGAUCUUGAAGUUCGUGUAGGACCAAAUUUUGCCAUUCUCAGCUGGCAAAAGUUUAAACUGGCUGAUAGUCGUCAGCUGCUUAGCUAUGUCAUCAAUUACAGGGAAGCAAAAUCCAAGGAUGUGAACAUUUACCAAGGUCGAGAUGCUUGCAUGGAUACAACCUGGAAGACGUAUGAUGCCAACCCUGAUGACUACAAAGAUCCAGAUAACAUAGUGGAGUUGGUGUUUGGUCUGAAACCAUGGACUCAGUAUGCUGCCUAUAUCCAAACCUACUCACUUGCUACAGCCAAUGAAGCUGCUAACAGUGAACUCAUGUUCUUCACAACCCACCCGUAUAGGCCCAGUACUCCCACUGAUUUGGAGGUAUACUCUGAAGAACAGGGGGAACUACGGGUGCGUUGGAACCCACCAAAGCAUCCCAAUGGCAAUGUUACCCAUUACUUUGUCUACUGGCAACUUCAGGAACUGGAAACAGAAGCCUUUGACAAGAGAGAUUACUGUGAUAACCCCAUCCUGAUGCCAAAGAAGCGGAAGGUGAAGACCCACGAUGAGAAGACUAAGUACAUCAACCAGACAUUGACAAAGGAUGGCCAGUGUUGUCAGUGCCCUAAGUCCAAAAGAACUCUUGAGGAACAGCAGAGACAGCGUCAGCAGCAGAUAGAAUUUGAGAAUGACUUACAUGAUAGGAUAUAUACUAAAAGGCCUGAGUUGUCAAACCGUAAAAAGAGAGAUAACACCCAAGAUGAUGAACCACUGGAAAAGGAUCCAAUAACCUACAAUGUGUCUAAUAAUAAAGAAGCUAAGAAAGUGACAAUGGAUAAGAAGAAGGUGGCUCGUGAUAACAAAAAUGUGACUGGUACUGAUAGCAGUCUAUCACCCGAUGAAAGAAACGCCACGGUUGAUAGCAACUCUGAUAAUAGUACAAGACCUGUCUUCAAUCAGAUCGUUGUUUAUGGAACUGAAAUUGCGAUCCCCAAUUUGGGACAUUUUCAAGAGUACAAUAUUCAGGUAUUAGCAUGCCAAGAAUCAGACCCACACACAGGGAUGAAGUACUGCAGCAGCCGGGCUAUAGCCACAGCCAGAACACUGCCAUCAACUACAUCUGAUAAUGUGAAUGCUUCAACUGUCAAGAUAAUCAAAUCAACAAACAAAACACAAGAUAUUCUGGUUACAUGGAAAUCUCCAGAGAACCCAAAUGGCGUUAUCAUCACAUUCCAGAUAGAAUACAAGAAGAUUUCUACUGCUGAUGUUGAGCCAACCCGCAUCUGUUUCACUCAUAAGGAAUAUAGAAAAUUAGGGGGAUAUAAGUUUCAGCGACUUAACCCAGGGAAUUAUUCAUUUCGCAUCAAAGCCACAUCUCUGGCUGGGAAUGGGUCAUUCACACAACCCUUCUUCUUUGUGGUGCCUGAAAUUGAUGUGCGGACAACAAACGAAGCUGUAAUAGCUGCAGCAGUGAUUGGUGUUUUGCUUGUCAUCAUUAUCACAAUCAUUAUUGUAUGGUUUGUGGCCAAGAGCAAGUUUGCAAAGGAUCCUGAUGUGACCACAAUCUCUAUGAAUCCAGGAUAUGUUCCUUCAGCAGAUGUUUACAUAGCAGAUGAUUGGGAAGUGAGUCGGGACAAAAUCAAGCUUAUUCGAGAACUGGGCCAGGGAUCUUUUGGCAUGGUGUAUGAGGGUGUAGCCAAAGACAUUGGUGGUUGCAAUGCUGAAGUCAAGGUUGCUGUGAAGACUGUAAAUGAUAGUGCUGGGUGGCAUGAGAGGAUGAUGUUUCUCAAAGAAGCAUCUACUAUGAAAUCCUUUUCAUGCCAUCAUGUAGUGAAGUUACUUGGCGUUGUGUCCAAAGGUCAACCUGCCCUUGUCAUUAUGGAAUUGAUGGGUCAAGGUGACCUCAAGAAUUUUCUUCGGUUACAUCGACCUGAUGAUGAGGAAAACGUGGGCAGAUUACCACCAACUCUGAAACAGAUUUUGCAAAUGGCUGGAGAGAUUGCUGAUGGGAUGGCUUAUUUGGCCGACAAGAAAUUUGUACAUCGUGAUCUUGCAGCUAGGAACUGUAUGGUUGCUGAUGAUAGGACUGUGAAAAUUGGAGAUUUUGGAAUGACAAGAGACAUAUAUGAAACUGACUACUACCGGAAAGGUGGGAAAGGCCUGCUUCCAGUGCGCUGGAUGGCCCCCGAGUCACUCAAAGAUGGCAUUUUUACCACCAUGUCAGAUGUAUGGUCCUAUGGCGUUGUGUUGUGGGAAAUGGCUACCCUGGCUGCUCAGCCCUAUCAAGGACUGUCGAAUGAGGAAGUUUUAAAAUAUGUAGCUGACGGUAGAUUCAUGGAGAAACCUGAUGGCUGCCCUGAAAAGAUCUAUGAUCUGAUGUGCCAGUGUUGGAGAUACCGUUACAAAAAGCGCCCAACAUUCAAGGAAAUUAUUGAGAUGUUGGUACCUGAUCUUGAUCCAAAGUUCAAGGAUGUGUCAUAUUUCUUCAGUGAUGAAAAUAAAGUAGACUCUGGUACUGAGUACAAAAACUUACAGGCGACAGAGGACCAAGAAGAUUAUGGAAAUGUAGAAUUCAAUGAACAAUCCGAUGAUGAACUAGAUAUCAAUGAUGAGUCUCGGGUACCUUUUAUGUCGGCUGUUGAGCCCUCCAAUCUAAAUUCUGUAGAGAUGCAGAGGUCGCCCUCACGGCACCAUCAUAGGGACUCCUCCAAUACCAGUCCAUGUGAAUGUGUGGUGUUAGAGGAAAUGCCAAAUGGACAUCGAAACAGUACGUGCUCAAGUCCCAACAGUGGGGUAGGGUAUAGUGAUGGGAGCAAAGGAAGCAGUAAAAGUAGUAACAGUAGUUACACACAACUUAAUGGAAUUGCCAAUGGACACAUACAUAUGAGACUUCCAAGGACGACACCAUGCUAGCAUUGAAUGUUGUAUUGUUGAAUAAUAUAUCAUUUCAUGGGAAAAUUACUUAUUUUGCUGUACAGAAUGUAUUUGACCUACUCAUGAAGUCAUAUCAUUGUCAUCUUACCCAGUCACCCUAGUCUGAUGAUGGUGUGUGUCCCCCUGGAAACAUUGACUCUACAGGAGGGGAUUACAAAGAAAGCUGAAUUGCAAGCCUGUGUCUCAGUUGUGGGCCAACUUACAGUUGCAUGAGAUUGUGUGGCAGUGUGGAUGAUUGAGUGAAGUUCAAGGCAGCUUUCUACAGUAGUAAAGAAUCUCUCGCCAUUGUUUCAAGCGAGAUGAGAAAUGGAUUCAGAAGACCCCGUGUAGUUAAGUCAGGAUUCUGGACAACCUACAGUUGCCCUGUCAAGCUUUCAGUUCUAGACUUGUCGGCAGAAUGUAAGAUAAUGCCCUUCGGGAAUUUUGCCACAAAGAGUUACCUAUUACUAUAAAAUUAACAGCUGAGAAUGUCACUUGAGUUAUUUGAAUUGUCAUUGGAUACUGGCAAAAAUGUUAAGUUGAUUAAUGUUUAAUUAAUGAUAAUUGUUGAAAUGUUUAUUAUGUUAAUUGGAUUGGAUAAUCUAGUUAAUGUAUAGUUACAGACUGUGUGGUCAUGUCAUUUUCAUAAGAUCGGGUAAAAUGACGAAUUGUUUUGUUUUAUCCUGGUUAUAGCAUUACCUAACCAGUGGGUCUACCUCUGUAGUUUUUUCGUUAUUGAACUGUUGAUGUUCACAGCUACAAGAAAACACAUGCCUAAGUUACUUGUAUUAAAAGCUGAAUAUGUGGUGUGAAUCAUGAAUAAAGCGUGCAUGCAGUGGUAAAGCAAACACAGCUACCAAAGAUCCAAGUGACAUUGCAUCACAGUGUGCUGUCCAUCAUCAAACUAUUGUAACGUCUGCUUUCGCUGAGCUUCUGAAACUGAAAAUUGAAUGAUACCAGAAAUAUUGCUGAUGAAAGAGGCUCACCAAGGUUUUGAAAGCCAACAUUUCACAUGGCAGCAAUAUAAAACUAUUAUGUUGGCUCAUUAGUCAGAAGAUUUCCAUUAGUCAUGGCAAUUAUAUUGAAAAUACCACUUUGAUGUAUUGAACAUUGGUUAUUGUGUUGUUUACUAGCCAUUUUGCCUUUUGUAUAUUUUAAGUUAUUUCAUCUCUCAUACAAGUACUUUAAAUGGUUCUGAAAGUAUACAUACAAUAUGCAUGUGAGCUGCAGGGCCCAGAGGCUCUAUUUUAACUGACAUGAUAUAAACUGUGCAGACAUGAUGAUAGCAUGAAUGAACAUUUGUGAUAAUGGUAUGAAUUGAAACUGAUUAGCUUUUGUAUGUGUUUUUUUUUGUAUUUGUUAUUUAUGUGCAUUAUGAGUUAAUUUAUUGAACACAGACCAUUUCACACGGGCCGGCAGGAGCUGUAGCCAGAGCAUUGUGUACAUAUACCACACAUUUGCCAUUACUCUUUUUUCUUGUUCUUGUUUGCAUUUAUGAAGAAUUUUUAAGAUAUUGCUUGAAUACAUUCUUAUUGAAUAUGAAUAUUUUCGAUUGAUGUUAAAAAGUUGAGCUUUCAAAGGUAGUAUCUUUACUAAGUAAAAGUGCUUGCUGCCCAAGCCUGACUAUAUUGUCGAGCACUUUUGACUCUUUUUUACCUGCUUUUAUGUAACUUCUUAACAAAACACAAAUGAAGUCGUUUUAGAUCAUUUCAUUCAUUUCUGUUCUAUAAUUGUUCUAUCUUCUUAACGAUUUUGCUGUAUAUAUGUGACACAUUGUGUUCUCUUAACAUAUCAUGAGUUUUUAAGUACAUUGUUUCUAUAUAUAUGUCUUAUCGAUUUUAGUUCCCACACUUUAAGUAUGUAUGUCACUUUCUUUGCAAAGGUUUUCUAAAAUUUAUUUCCCUUUUAUUUUUUUCUCCGAUUUCAUAACUUGUUGACAUGUCUUGAGUUGGGGAUUCUUAAGCAUGUUAACAGUAUCAUGUCCAAAAUAUUUAACAAAGUAUAAUCAUGAUAAUAAAGUAUAACAUUAUUGUUCAAUAUUCAGAAAAAUAUGUUGGGAAGAUGAUACAAUCAAGUAAUCAGAACACAGUUAUAUCAUUUGUAACAUUUGUUAGAAAUUAAGGAGGGUGAUAUUUUUUAUAUGACUGCUAUGGUUUAAAGAAUCAUGUUUCAAAAGCCUUCUCAUAUGAGUAAAUGAAUAUUAUUAUUAAAAAUGAAUUGACCCAAGGUAGCACACUUUUCAAACAGAGUACAAAAAAGGGCUGCUCCUACCAAGUUAAAAAUUCAUUGCUUGAGAUGCCAUAAGUGAAAAAAUUUUGGCCUGUAUAACGGAUUCUGUGAUAGAAAGAGGUGCCAUGUUUUAUGUGACAUUGCCUCCGAUGCAUUCAAUAAACAUCCUCACUGACUAUUUCAAAGGAGUAGUUUUUUCUGAGUUAUCCGAAGUGUAAGAAGUUUUCUCUUUCAUUCUGCCUUCAAGUUUAUAUGCUAUUGUGCCCAUUCAACAAGAUGCUACUGAAUUGUGAGUGAUCAUAUUCACCAAGUUAACAAUGCAAAAUCACACAUUGAGACUAAGUCAUAUGUACAUAAGUAUAUACAGGUAUUUCUAUUCAAUAUCGGCUUUAUUGUGCGUGAUGUUUCAUCCAGGCCUGAUAGACCUCCAGUUUCAGUCUCUCAUUAGAAUCAUAAGUAUAAAUCAUAAGUUAUAUAUGUCAAUCCAAGCCAAGAUAUGUAAUUAGAUCAAUCGUGACUGUUCAAUAUCAUUAUCUUGUGAAGAAUGUAUUUCAUAUAUAGAUGUUCUUCCAGAGUAUGUUGUUUGAUCAUGUAGGACAUCCCUAGAUACUCUUACUUGAAAAUACAUUUGUUAUCCGUUUUGAUCAUGACCAACAUAGGAGAUAAGAGUCUUAAUGCAUGGUUGUAGUAAUACCAGAAUAAACAGGGAUUGGGUGGUCUGGCUGUGCGUUGGCAGAUGUGUAUUGGUCUUAUCCCAAUAGUGUUGGAUGGUGAUCAUACCAGUAGCCACUGUUUGGCCUCGACAGACUACAUUACUUACAGGUUGCCAUGAUAUAUGCUACUAAAAACAAGUUAAGGAUCACCUGAUCAUUUCAGGACAGAUAGACUGUAAUAGUAUGAAAGAAUUGGAUGAUCCUUCACUUGUUUUGAAUAUUGCUGGCUUUGAUGUUUAAGCAACAAACUAUCUGUUCCAAAUUUGAACUUUGUAUGACCUCAUGUAUGACAGUUUAGUACAAUUCAGUGAAGAUACUGGAACUAUUUGUAGUGUUUUAACUAAUUGCAUAUAGACAUGGAAUUAUCAGGUAACUUGUUGUUCCGCCUUAUGAGAGACUGAUGCUAGUACUGGAUACUCCCUCGUCCACUGCUUCAGUUAGACCAGGCUAGGGGGCAAUCCAAGUUCCAACUCUGUGAUUACAUUUUAGUGAUAAUUAUCAUCAUUAUUACGUCUUGUUAUCAUUUCAAUCACCCCAGAGACAUACAAGAACCAGCCAAAAUUUGUGCUUCAAAUCAAUGCAAUAUUAAUAAACAUAUCAGUCACUUAAUCUGAACCAAUUUAUGAGCUGCUUUGUCUUCCAUAGUGCAAUGAACAGUAUUCACUUUUCAUUUUCAAGAUAGUGAUUCGUGAAUCUUGUUUUUAUUUCCAUUUCAUACAUUUUCUGUCAUUCCUUCAUGACUUAAUCAUGGACUUAAUGUAAGGAAAUUAAGGAUAGAAAAUCUCAUCUCAUAGUGUUUGUCAUCUGCUCAAAUCAAAAUUGCUGACAGACAAAUAUUUCUGUUCAGAAAUGCCUACACCUCGAGUGAGUGUUCUCAUAAUUUCAUGCUAGAGAAAUUAUUAACUUCAUCAAUUUUUCAUCAAAACAAUUCUUGAGUUUGUUCACUUAUAAAGCAAACAAAAACAUGAUAAAAGAUAUUGUUUUAUUUCAGAUUAUUUUCUCAUGACAUAACCUGGUAUACUUUAAGACAUUUACUGUGAUCUUUGCCCCUUAACCUCGAUUGCUGAAGUAGGUGCUUGCUGUAUUACAUCAUCCAUGCCAGUGUUGUGUUGUAUAGUGAUGUUAUUGUACAUGCUGUAAAUUCUUAUACUGCCUUGUUGCUUGAAUAUGGCUCCCAAUUCAUGUCAAAUGGAGGUUGCCGAAAUGAGAAAGAUUUUGUAGUCUGCCUAUGUACAUACACCAAUGUAAUUAUGUGCAUAUUAAAUGUAAAUAAACUUGGAAAUACUU
Molecule: messenger RNA, 9178 nt
Organism: Haliotis rufescens (red abalone)
Lineage: Eukaryota; Metazoa; Mollusca; Gastropoda; Lepetellida; Haliotidae
Product: putative molluscan insulin-related peptide(s) receptor
Exons: 25
Coding region: 537-4949 (1470 amino acids)
Biological process (GO): positive regulation of kinase activity; multicellular organism development; positive regulation of phosphatidylinositol 3-kinase/protein kinase B signal transduction
Cellular component (GO): membrane; insulin receptor complex; axon
Molecular function (GO): insulin receptor activity; insulin receptor substrate binding; ATP binding
Source: RefSeq, a predicted model, not a curated record